Molecule: messenger RNA, 2343 nt
Organism: Capra hircus (goat)
Lineage: Eukaryota; Metazoa; Chordata; Mammalia; Artiodactyla; Bovidae
Product: cationic amino acid transporter 3-like
Exons: 16
Coding region: 1-2343 (780 amino acids)
Biological process (GO): transmembrane transport; amino acid transport
Cellular component (GO): plasma membrane
Molecular function (GO): amino acid transmembrane transporter activity
Source: RefSeq, a predicted model, not a curated record
AUGCUGCGUCAAUAUGUUCGCCAACUUGGUCAGAAGCUGGUGUACAGGCGGCCACUGGAGCCCAUAGAGGAGUCUGAGAGUCCCAUGGCUCAUCUAAACACGCUGGACCUGGUGGGCUUCGGUGUGGCCAGCACCUUGGGAGCAAGUGUGUACAUCGUGGCUGGUGCAGUGGCCAAAUACAUAGCUGGACCAGCAACCAUCAUCUCCCUCUUGGUGGCCGCCCUGUCUUGUGUGAUGUGUGGGCUCUGCUAUGCAGAGUUACGGGCCCAGGUACCAUGCUCUGGUUCUGUGUAUCUCUACAGCUAUGUCACCAUGGGACAACUGUGUGCCUUCAUCAUUGGCUGGAACCUCAUCCUAUAUUUAGUCAUUGGCACUGCCAGUUUGUCCAAAGUGUGGAGCAUCACCUUUGACAGCCUGAUUGGAAACCACAUCUCUCAGGCAUUAGAGGGGACCUUCUCUCCGUAUAUGCCCUCUUUCCUGGCCACGUUCCCAGACUUUGUUGCUCUGGCCCUGUUGCUGGUGAUGAUCGGAGUAAUGUUUCUGGGCUCUUAUGCAUCACCCCUGGUCAUCAAAGUGUUCACAGGCAUCAACAUUUUUGUUCCAAUCUUCACGAUCAUCUCUGGCUUCAUUAAGGGAGACCUGCACAACUGGCAGCUCACAGAACAGGACUAUACACUGAACACAUCCGGAUCCAGUGACAUCUAUAGCUUGGGCCCUCUGGGUUCCGGAGGGUUUGUGCCCUUUGGCUUUGAUGGGAUUCUCCGAGGAGCAGCUCUGUGUUUCUACUCAUUUGUUGGUUUUGAUGGCAUUGUCAUGAAAGGGAGAGAAGCCCGAAAUCCUCAGCGUUCCAUCACUUUGAGCAUGGUGAUCUCCAUCUUCAUCGGCUUUUUGGCGUACUCUGGUGUCUCAGCAUCAGUCACCCUCAUGGUGCCCUACUACCAGAUUCAUCCUUACAGCCCCUUACCGCAGGCUUUUCUCCACGUUGGGUGGGACCCGGCCAGAUAUGUCAUGGCUGUUGUCUUCUUGUGUGCUCUUUUAUACAGCCUCCUGGGCACCAUGUUUUACAUGUCUCAGUUGAUCUGUGCAAUGGCCAAGGACGGGCUCCUUUUCCGGGGCCUUGCCCAGAUCCAUGCCCGCACAGGCACCCCUGUCAUGGCCGUGAUGUCUUCUGUAAACCUCGCAGCCAUGAUGGCAUUACUCUUGGACCUCCGACAUAUUGUGGAACACAUGUCAACUGGGAUGAUAUUUAGUAACAUCCUCGGUACUUUUUCUGUGCUUGUCCUCAGGUACCAGCCAAACCUGAAUGACAAAACAGAGGAAGAAGUUGAAAUGGAGCCUGAAGUUGAAGAACAUCCUUUGGACUCUGUACCUGUAGCCAGCACCCCAAGGAUUCUAAAGAGUCUGUGGUUCCCUGCCAGCACCAUCCCCAUCCAGAAAUCUGGCCAGAUUGUCUAUGGAUGUGCCUUCCUGCUUGUUCUCCUGCUGACCAUCCUGAGCCUGAUCCUGGCCCAGUGGCCCAACCAGGUGUUCUCUGGAGACCCCGGGCUCACAACAGUGGCUGUGCUACUGCUGCUGCUCAUCACUGCGGUCACAGUCAUCAUCUGGAGGCAGCCUCAGGACCCUUCUCCUCUAAUGUUCAGGGUCCCUGCUCUGCCUGUCCUCCCACUGGUGAGCAUCUUUGUGAACAUUUACUUGAUGAUGCUGAUGACCCCGAGGACUUGGACCCAAUUUGGCAUCUGGAAUGCCAUUGGAUUUGUCAUAUACUUUGGAUAUGGGAUCCGACACAGCCUGGAGGAGAACAAUGAUCAACAGCCACCAGCCUCCACCUCCCAGACACUUGACAAAAACAUCCCUGGCAUCAACAUUUCGGUUCUCAGCUUCAUCAUCAUCUCUGGCUUCAUUAAGGGAGACCUGCACAACUGGAAGCUCACAGAACAGGGCUACAGAUCGAACACAUCUGGAUCCGAUGACACCUAUAGGCUAGGAGGGGCAGAAGCCCUGAACCCUCAUCGUUCCAUCCCCUGGAGCAUCUUGAUCACCAUCUUCAUCUGCUUUCUGGCGUACUCUGGAGUCUCAGCUGCGCUCACCCUCAUGGUGCCCUACCUGGUGGGGGCCUUGAUCCCCAUGCCCCGUGUGAUCUACUCAAUGGCAGAUGACGGGCUCCUUUUCCGGGACUUGCCCGCAUCCACGCCCGCACCCGUACCCCCGUCACAGCCACCUUGGCUUCUGGAAUUCUUGCAGGUGAGACCCCACGACACCUUGACUGGGGGUCCUGACAUUGAGGGGAUUGAUGGGAAGGGUAAGCGACCUUAUGUGUCCAAAGUGUCCACCUUGAGUGAAUGA